Messenger RNA from Austrofundulus limnaeus, 419 nucleotides. RefSeq names its product protein-lysine methyltransferase METTL21C. The record is from RefSeq and is a predicted model, not a curated record. Lineage: Eukaryota; Metazoa; Chordata; Actinopteri; Cyprinodontiformes; Rivulidae.
UAUCUCAAAUGAGCGCAGCUCUAAAAAUACCCCYAUGCCCUUGUACUGAUGUUGGGAGUGUCCUGCUGGAUGCUGAGGGGUCUUUAACCUCAGAGAGUCGUGGGGAUCCAGACGCACCCCGAGCUGCUCUGGAGAUCUGGUACCAGAAUAAAAAAAAACCACAGAAUAAAUAAUUUCAAAUGGAAGAAAUGAWAUGCAUGAGAGGUGAAGAGGAAGAUGAAGAGGAGGAGGAGGAAGAUGGUGUUGAAGAAAACAAAAAGACAGAAAAGGAGGAACCGGCUGCUGAGAAACAACACAAACCAUCACUGUGGUCUCCUUGUUUUUACUCCAGAGCAGGAAAAGAGGUUUACAGCUACGUGGGUGAGAAGAUCACCAUCAACGAGGGUCUGGACUCGUACGCAGGCAUGAUAUGGCCCGCG